Mixia osmundae IAM 14324 is the source of this 1032-nucleotide messenger RNA. RefSeq lists its product as uncharacterized. The record is from RefSeq and is a predicted model, not a curated record. NCBI's taxonomy places the organism in Eukaryota, Fungi, Basidiomycota, Mixiomycetes, Mixiales, Mixiaceae. The transcript is spliced from 2 exons. Bases 1 to 1032 code for a protein of 343 amino acids.
AUGGCCAAGGCGUGCCCUCGAUGGCGACAGGCGCUUGGCGAGCUGGCAGGCAUCAAUCCGUGGCCCGUCAGCCUUGCGCUCGACAAGAAUCUCUCCGGCAAGGUCGCAUUGAUCAGCGGGGGCAAUCAAGGCAUCGGCUAUUGCGUAGCUCAAAUGCUACUGCGCAUGAGAAUCUCUCGUGUCUAUAUCUGUUGCCGAAAAGGUCAUCCCAACGAGCCUGAAGAAUCACAAGUCCUUGCGGGCCUGGUUGCCUCGACAGGCGCAAGCAAGGAGCAGAUCUUCUUCGAGCAUGUCGACUUUGCAGACUUUGCAUCCGUCAGAGACCUUGCAAAGCGUUUCCGCGAUACCCAUCAGCCGCUCGACUUGCUCUUCAACAAUGCAGGCAUCGCAUCGCCCGUCAGAGCGAAAACUAAGGACGGCUUCGAGCUACACUAUGAGAUCAACUACCUAUCACACGCAUUGCUGACACUCGAGCUGCUACCGUGCCUCAAAGCAGCACCUGCCGCUCGCAUCAUUUCCACUUCAUCCUGCUUGCACUGGAAGGGCGGCGACAUUAACUUUGACGAUCUCAAUCUGGAUCACUUCCCUGACAGCGAAUGGAGUUUUCCCAAAGGCCGCUUUCUCGAGGCUUACGGUCAGGCCAAGCUUCUCCUCGCUGCAUUCAGUGCCGAGCUGCAGACGCGUCUGCUAGAGCAAGACCCAAAUUCGAGGGUCCUGACGUUCGCCGUGCAUCCGGGUCACGUUCACACAGCCAUCUUUACUCAGAAUUAUUCACGGGAUGCGAUGGUCCUGACUGCUUUCAUCUGGAUUGCCACAAGAGUGGCGAUCACACCCUACGAAGGAGCCAAGUCGCUCGUCAAAUGCGCAGUCUCAGACGAAGACGAUAGAGCAACACGAGGCGGACGUUAUUUCAACCGUGGCUGGGAGGCAACGCCUCGCGCGGAAGUCGAGAUACCACUCUUCCGGCGAGAGAUUUGGCAACAGACCAUCAAAGACCUUGGCUACCACCCCAGCACAAGAUUGUUGCAUUGA